Psylliodes chrysocephalus is the source of this 351-nucleotide messenger RNA. NCBI's taxonomy places the organism in Eukaryota, Metazoa, Arthropoda, Insecta, Coleoptera, Chrysomelidae. The record is from the annotation of a GenBank genome assembly.
AUGAAGAUCACGGCGUAUGCAAAUCAGCUUCCUUUUAAGUUUGAAGUAGACAAUGACAACAUUGAAUACUUUAGGCGAGACAAUAUUUCUUACUCAUCUGAGUCUGAGAUGUCAGUAGAGCUUGAGAAUUCGACAGAAAAACAAGAAGCUAAUUUGGAGCUUCCAUCAACAUCAGGUUGCAGUAUAAACCAGCAAAUGAGAUUGCCUAUUCCCAAUCUAGCUCGUAUUUCUGGCCAAUUUGGCAUUUCGGAUCGUUCUGCAGCAGCGCUUGCAUCUGCUGUAUUACAGGAUUUGGGACUUUUUUCGAAAGAAACAUCGUCUUCAGUUUUUGACCGAUGUAAGAAAGGAUAA